UGAAGAAACUCAAGAGAGUGACACCGGAGAGAGAGAGAGAGAGAGAGAGAGAGAGAGAGAUGUCUGCGAUACGGAGAGUGAUUCGGAGCCUCAACACGGCCGUGGAUUGUCCCAGUCUUACUAGAUUUUCUCUUCAUCCUCCAAAGAGCGUGGAGGUGGAAUUUUCCAACGGCAACACGUAUAAUUUGUCAGCUGAGUUCUUAAGGAUCUACAGCCCAGCUGCAGACAGCAAAGUUAGAUCAUUUGGAGGUGAAAAGGUGAUAUUUGGGCGACGGCAUGUUGGAAUCAUGUCUGCAGAACCCAUAGGGAACUAUGGGGUAAGGAUACUGUUCGAUGACUUGCAUAAAACUGGGAUUUACACGUGGGAUUAUAUGUAUCAUCUUGGGAGCAACAAGUUUACCCUCAUGAGAAAUUAUAUUAGAACUCUGAAGAAGCAUGGACUCAGUCGGGAUCCACCUAGAAGAAAAUGAUGAGCAGAAUGUUCUAGGCGAUCGGUCGUUCGAUCUCUUGAAGUGAUGUGGUUCGACUUGUCACUUGCCUGAAGGAAUUAUGGGUGUGAAAGCUAAGUGGGAUUGGCGUUCUCUCCUAGUUUCAUGUAUGAGCCGAAGAUGCACAGGCACAGGAGAAUCUGCUGCCUACAAAUUGCACAGGUGCUUCAUAUGUACAUGAUUGUAAUUGUACUCGUAUGAGUUUGUUUUAGACGAUUCACUGUGUUAAUGAUUCCUCAUUUUUUCUGUAAAUGCUAGCCGAUGGGGAGUGAAAUUUUUACGUCCCUUCGUUAUCA
Messenger RNA from Rhododendron vialii, 784 nucleotides. RefSeq lists its product as uncharacterized. The transcript is spliced from 4 exons. Lineage: Eukaryota; Viridiplantae; Streptophyta; Magnoliopsida; Ericales; Ericaceae. The record is from RefSeq and is a predicted model, not a curated record. The coding region runs from base 60 to 470 and encodes 136 amino acids.